This is a messenger RNA of Leptosomus discolor (cuckoo roller), 764 nucleotides long. Lineage: Eukaryota; Metazoa; Chordata; Aves; Leptosomiformes; Leptosomidae. The record is from RefSeq and is a predicted model, not a curated record.
AAAUAGGAACCUGGGAGAGUCCUGAAGUCAGCGGUGUGCCGCCGCUGCCUAGGACGUUUCACAGCUCCUCAGCAGCUGUUGGAGACUGCCUGUACGUGUUUGGAGGGGGACAUAAAGGAGCAGAACCAGUUAAAGACCAGCAGCUUCACGUGUUUGACACAGCCACAUUGACCUGGUCCCAGCCAGACACUCGUGGCGAUCCCCCCUCUCCUCGGCAUGGACACGUUGUGGUCGCAGUUGGGACCAAACUCUUCAUCCACGGAGGUUUAGCUGGGGAUGUUUUUUACAAUGAUCUGUUCUGCAUCGAUACAACUGACCUGAGGUGGGUCAAGAUAGCAGCCACCGGUGACAUCCCGGGAGGACGGGCAUCCCACUCCUCUGCUGCCUUUAGAGACCACUUGUACAUUUUUGGUGGAAUAGGACCAGGCGGGGCACUAGACACUAUGUACAAGUAUCACACAGAGAAACAGCAGUGGACGCUCCUGCAGUUUGAUUCCCCUCUGCCCGCGGGGAGGCUGGACCAUGCCAUGUGCGUCAUCCCCUGGGUGGCUGCCGCGAGCGCAGGGGCUGCCGCCGCCGGGGAGGAGGAAGCUGGGGAAGCAUCAGCUGCAUCAGCGGGUGACAAAGCUGGCCCCCUCCAGGAGGUCCAAGAGGAGGAGGGGUGCUGUGCUGCAACUGCAGUCGUGCAUCUGCUGUUGGUAUUUGGUGGGAUGGACACGCAGGGGGAGAUGUUCAGGGACUGCCUCGUCAGCCUGAUCGAGUAG